Messenger RNA from Prionailurus viverrinus (fishing cat), 2681 nucleotides. It is a transcript of the gene AICDA, whose product is annotated as activation induced cytidine deaminase. Gene Ontology annotation, biological process: DNA cytosine deamination; negative regulation of single stranded viral RNA replication via double stranded DNA intermediate; defense response to virus. Gene Ontology annotation, molecular function: zinc ion binding; cytidine deaminase activity; RNA binding. The record is from RefSeq and is a predicted model, not a curated record. The transcript is spliced from 5 exons. Bases 1 to 699 code for a protein of 232 amino acids. Gene Ontology annotation, cellular component: cytoplasm; nucleus; P-body. NCBI's taxonomy places the organism in Eukaryota, Metazoa, Chordata, Mammalia, Carnivora, Felidae.
AUGUGUGGGGCCAAUGCACUGCCAGACAGAGUCAGUGAGGCAGCAGGACUUGAGGCAAGCCUUCCUUGGCCUAAGACUAAGAAAGACACCCUGGAAUCCACAAUGGACAGCCUCCUGAUGAAGCAGAGGAAGUUUCUCUACCAUUUCAAGAAUGUCCGCUGGGCUAAGGGUCGCCAUGAGACCUACUUGUGCUACGUGGUGAAGCGGCGGGACAGUGCCACCUCCUUCUCAUUGGACUUCGGUCACCUUCGAAACAAGAACGGCUGCCACGUGGAACUGCUCUUCCUCCGCUACAUCUCCGACUGGGACCUGGACCCUGGCCGCUGCUACCGCGUCACCUGGUUCACCUCCUGGAGCCCCUGUUACGACUGCGCCCGGCACGUGGCCGACUUUCUGAGGGGGUACCCCAACCUCAGUCUGAGGAUCUUCACCGCGCGCCUCUACUUCUGCGAGGACCGCAAGGCCGAGCCCGAGGGGCUGCGGCGCCUGCACCGCGCGGGCGUCCAAAUCGCCAUCAUGACCUUCAAAGAUUAUUUUUAUUGCUGGAAUACUUUUGUGGAAAAUCGUGAAAAAACUUUCAAAGCCUGGGAGGGGUUGCACGAAAAUUCAGUUCGUCUAUCCAGACAGCUUCGACGCAUUCUUUUGCCCCUGUAUGAGGUUGAUGACUUGAGAGAUGCAUUUCGUACUUUGGGACUUUGACAGCAGCCUCCAAGAAUGUCACAUAUUAUAAGCUAUCUCCGAAGACAAUGGGUAAAAGGACGAUCUUUCAAGAAGUCUGUUUUUCUUCAACUCUCACUUCCUUAGAGUUUAGAGAAAAAAAUAUUCGUAUACAGGGCUUGUUUAAAAAACAUCUGGAAAGUAGACCAGGAGCACAGGCCCACCGAGGUAGCGGUGCAACCGGUGCAGGUUUUAAUGCAACAGCGCCCUCUACUGUGAAAUGGCAGAAUUGCAGGGCCUGGGAGCGCCUAAAGUGUCCCGUUCUAUGACUUUUAGGCUGGGAGGAAACAGAAGGUAACUCCCUAAAAGCAUGGUGAGAAGAUCAAAUAUUUUUAUAAUCAGUUUCCUCUAUUAUUCGUUCUGAGUUUUUCAAGGAUAUUACUGAUACAUUUUUGUACUCUUUGCCUUUGGGGUUCACUUUCAAGUGAACAGACCUCCACCAGUCCAUGAUCUAUGUAGAACCACCUAAUGAAAGACUCUGGGUGAUUGUAAACCCCCAAACAUCUUCUCAGAGCAUUAAUAUCUAAGCAUGUGCUGUCUGUUUUAAUUGUCUGAGGCACGUUUCCCUGUUUGUACACACAACGGGUUUUUUCUUGGUAUGGAAUAUGCGCGAUCACCUUCAGGCUAUUUUAUAAUAAAGGAUCUUAAAAUGAAUAUGAGGACUGACGAAGACGCGCUGAAAGUUAGUUGGUGCUUCAAGUCACACAUCUGGAAACACAGAUCCUUUUUAAAGAAGCCCAUAGUUCAGAAAACACAACCACACAUUUCGCGGGUAAUCAGGUAACACUUGAAGAGGAGUUGCUUCCGUGUUAAAACCAGGCACCUGUUCUCCCCGAUGGGUCUGUUGACUUGAACAGCGUCAACCAGGCCAACAGGUUCCUACUUUAUGUGAUGCUUCUCUCAAAGAAAUGUUCACUAUUUAAGAGAGUGUGAUAAAAAGAGAACAAUAUUUGGGAAGGAUGACAGAGCAUAGCAAAGAAAGAGUGUUUUAUCCAGCAAAAUGUAAGGGAGCCAGCCUAUGGCACAGAGACUGCCUAGGUGUAACAACUAUCCUUGACUGUGAGAAAAAUAGUCAAAGCAACCACGUCACUGUGCAGUUAUCUCCUGGAAACCCUUGCAAUGCAGAUAAAUAGAUCCACAGGACAAGUUGAAUGCACAAUCGUAUUGUCCUACAAAUACAAACGGGUGCCAGGGCCAGUCAGUAAAAGAAUAUAAGUUCUUUCAACAAACAGCUAGGACAAUGGAUAUCUAUAGGCAAAAGAAUCAGUUUGGGUCUCUACCACAUGCCAUAUAUAAAAGUUAACUCAAAAUUUAUCAACUGCCUGCAUGUAAGAACUACAGACUAUAAAACCCUUAGGAGGAAACAUAGGUGAAAAUCUUCGUGACCUUGGAUUAGACAACAGUCUCUAAAAUAUGACACCAACAGCACAAGCAACAAAAGGGAAAAAAAAUAGAGAGAUUGGAUUUCAUUACGAUGAGAAGCUUUUGCACAUCAAAGGAUAGUAGGAAGGAACUGAAGAGACAGCUUGCAAAAUGGGAGGAAAUAUUUGCAAAUAGUGAGUCUAGUAUGCAGAAUACAUAAAGAACUCUUAUAACCCAUAACAAAAAUCAACCUAAUUAAAAAUGACCAGAAGACUCGAAUAGACAUUUCUUCAAAGAUGAAACACACAAAUGUCUAAUAAGCACAUGAAAGAUACCCCUUAGUCAUUAGGGAACAUUCUUAGUCAUUAGGGAUAUGCAAAUCAAAGCCACAAUGAGAUACCACUCAUACAAUUAGGAUGGUUAUCAACAACAAGAAAAGCAAUAAUAACAAUUGUUGCUAAGGCUGUGGAGAAACUGGAACUUCUAUGUAUUAACUGGCAGAAAUGCACAACUGUGAGGCCACUCUGAAAGACAGUCUGGUGGUUCCUCAAAAGAGAAUAAAAGACAGAAUUAUUGCAUGACCCAGCAAUUGCACUUCUAGG